AUGGCGUCCUCCCCUAAUAUGCUGACGAAGUUCGAAUCCAAGUCCUCGAGGGCUAAGGGGAUUGCCUUCCAUCCCAAAAGGCCAUGGAUUCUCGUUUCCCUCCACUCCUCUACGAUUCAACUUUGGGAUUACCGCAUGGGGACUUUAAUCGACCGAUUUGAAGAGCACGAUGGCCCAGUCCGCGGAAUCGAUUUCCAUAAAACACAACCUCUCUUCGUGUCUGGCGGAGAUGAUUAUAAGAUCAAGGUCUGGUCCUACCAGACUCGCAGAUGUCUCUUUACAUUGAAUGGCCAUUUGGACUAUGUGCGCACAGUUUUUUUCCACCAUGAGCUUCCUUGGAUUAUUUCAAGCUCGGAUGAUCAAACGAUCCGUAUCUGGAAUUGGCAGAACAGGUCCUUGAUCUGCACUAUGACCGGUCAUAACCAUUACACUAUGUGUGCGCAGUUCCACCCAAAAGAAGAUCUGGUAGUAUCAGCCUCCCUGGAUCAAUCCGUCCGAGUUUGGGAUAUUUCUGGCCUUCGAAAGAAGCACUCCGCGCCCACCUCGAUGACCUUUGAGGAUCAGAUGUCUCGGUCAAAUCAGAAUCAAGCCGAUAUGUUUGGAAAUACAGAUGCUGUGGUCAAAUUCGUCCUGGAGGGGCAUGACAGAGGUGUGAACUGGGUUGCCUUCCAUCCUACAUUACCCCUUAUCGUGUCUGCGGGAGAUGAUCGGCUUGUGAAGCUGUGGAGAAUGAGUGAAACAAAAGCUUGGGAAGUCGACACAUGUCGAGGACAUUUCCAGAAUGCUUCGGGAUGCCUGUUUCAUCCCCACCAAGAUCUCAUACUGUCAGUGGGUGAAGAUAAGACCAUCCGAGUUUGGGAUCUCAAUAAGCGUACCUCUGUGCAAUCAUUCAAGCGCGAAAACGAUCGGUUUUGGGUCAUUGCUGCCCAUCCGGAAAUUAAUCUCUUUGCUGCUGGCCACGAUAAUGGUGUUAUGGUUUUCAAGCUUGAGCGGGAAAGACCUGCGUCCGCCUUCUAUCAGAACAACCUUUUCUUUAUUACCAAGGAGAAGCACGUCCGAUCAUACGACUUCCAGAAGAAUAUCGAGAGUCCGACUUUGUUAACUCUCAAAAAGCUGGGCAGCCCAUGGGUCCCUCCACGGUCAUUAUCGUACAACCCUGCUGAGAGAGCUAUCUUAGUCACUUCACCUGCCGACGGCGGAUCUUACGAACUCAUAAAUCUUCCUAGGGACGGCUCUGGUUCAAUAGAUGCUCCUGAUACAAAACGCGGCCAGGGCAAUUCAGCCGUUUUUGUAGCACGCAAUAGAUUUGCUGUCUUUCACGCUGCCAACCAACAAAUUGAUAUCAAGGACCUCGCUAAUUCAACCACAAAAACCAUCAAGCCACCAAGUGGAACAACCGAUAUCUACUUUGGCGGCACUGGUAAUCUUCUACUCAUCACACCCGCCCUCGUCCAACUUUAUGAUAUCCAGCAGAAGAAGGCAGUUGCGGAACUCGCUGUUGCCGGCGUGAAGUAUGUGGUUUGGUCAAAUGACGGCCUUUAUGCUGCUCUUCUGAGCAAACACAACGUCACCAUUGUAACGAAGACUUUGGAACAAGUCAGUACAUUACAUGAAACGAUUCGGAUAAAAAGCGCAACGUGGGAUGAUGCCGGCGUCCUUCUCUACUCAACCCUCAACCAUAUCAAGUAUACUCUGCUGAAUGGUGAUAACGGAAUUGUUCGGACCCUUGACCAAACUGUAUACCUCGUGCGGGUUAAAGCACGCAGUGUGUACUGUUUGGAUCGAAAUGCUAAGCCGAAGAUCUUGAAUAUUGACCCUACUGAGUAUCGCUUCAAACUGGCACUUGUCAAGCGGAACUACGAAGAAAUGCUACAAAUCAUCAAGAACUCGAGUUUGGUUGGUCAAAGCAUCAUUUCAUACUUACAGAAGAAAGGCUACCCCGAAAUUGCGCUGCAAUUCGUUCAAGAUCCACAAACACGAUUCGAACUUGCAAUCGAGUGCGGUAACUUGGAUGUUGCUGUUGAAAUGGCGAAGCAACUGGACCGGCCCAAGCUUUGGUCGCGUUUGACAACAGAAGCCAUUGCCCACGGCAAUCACCAGAUUGUCGAGAUGACAUACCAGAAAUUGAGGCAGUUCGACAAGUUGUCAUUCCUUUAUCUCACUACUGGCGACGAGGCAAAACUCACACGAAUGGCAAAGAUUGCUGAACAUCGUGGUGAUUUCACUGCUCGUUUCCAGAAUGCGCUGUAUCUUGGAGACGUGAAUGAUCGGAUAAAUAUGUUCAAGGAAAUUGAUCUCUAUCCCCUUGCAUACAUGACUGCGAAAUCCAAUGGCCUGACAGAAGAGUGCGAGUCAAUAUUAGAAGCAACUGGACUCACCGAAGACCAAAUCACACUCCCAUCGAUAGGCUCUCCCCUGACUCCACCGAAACCUGUCGUGCCCACUUUCAAGUCUAACUGGCCAACGAAGGCUACAUCACAGUCAUUUUUCGAGAAAGCACUACUUGGCCAGGUAGAGGGCCUAUCACUAGAAGACGAGCCGGCGACCACCUCCAAUGGAUUCGGCUUUGACGAUGCUGGAGAAGGCGAUGGUGACAACCGAACAACUAAUCUCGCAGAUGCAGAGGAUGACGAGGAUGCUGCUGGCUGGGACAUGGGAGAUGAUAUCGUCCCAGAAGUCGAGAGCGACUUUGUCAAUGUCGAUAGUGCUGAAGCUGGCGCAGGAAGCAGUGAAGCCGAUUUAUGGGCCCGCAACUCGCCACUUGCGGCAGAUCACGUGGCUGGAGGUUCUUUCGAGACAGCAAUGCAAUUAUUAAACAGACAGCUCGGUGCUGUUAAUUUCGAACCGCUAAAGCCGCGCUUCCUGGAAAUCUAUGAGGCAUCCAAGACAUAUCUUCCGGCAUCAGCUGGACUCCCACCGAUCAUCAACUAUGUUCGCCGAACUGUCGAUGAGACAGAUACUCGAAAGGUCCUCCCAAUCAUCCCUCGUGAUAUCGAGUUCCUAGCAACAAAUGACCUCCAAAGAGGAUAUGAUGCUAUGCGAACCAACAAAUUGGACGACGGCGCGAAAAUUUUCAGAGGCAUCCUCCAUGCACUUCUUGUGAAUGCGGUCUCUACAGUUUCCGAGGUGGAAGAGGCUAAGAAGCUCAUCACAUCUGCAUGCGAAUACAGCAUUGCGAUGGCGAUUGAAUUGUCCCGCCGAAAGCUUGGCAGUAAUGAAGAGGUAGCCAAAUCGCCCGAGAAGCUCAAGCGCAGUCUUGAACUCUCGGCAUAUUUCACCAUUCCAAAGCUCGAGGUUCCCCACAGACAAAUAGCUCUUUUGAGUGCGAUGAAGUUGGCCUAUACCAACAAGAACCUCAAUUCGGCGCUGAGCUUUGCAAACAGGAUGUUAGCAAAUGGGGGCGCUGCCAAGAUGCUCGAUAAUGCACGGAAAAUGAAGGCUCAAUGCGAACGCAACCCGAAUGAUGCUCAUGAUAUCGAAUUUGACCAAUUUGCCGAAUUCGACAUUUGUGCUGCAUCCCAUACACCCAUCUACUCAGGCUCGGCAUUUGAAGUUUGUGCUUUUGAUGGCAGCAAGUACCAUUCCAAGUACAAGGGUACCGUCUGUGCUGUGUGCGGAGUAUGCGAAGUGGGAAAGAAUGGAAGUGGGCUAAAGCUCGUUGCGUGA
Messenger RNA from Venustampulla echinocandica, 3666 nucleotides. RefSeq lists its product as uncharacterized. Gene Ontology annotation, cellular component: COPI vesicle coat. The transcript is spliced from 6 exons. Lineage: Eukaryota; Fungi; Ascomycota; Leotiomycetes; Helotiales; Pleuroascaceae. Gene Ontology annotation, biological process: intra-Golgi vesicle-mediated transport; intracellular protein transport; endoplasmic reticulum to Golgi vesicle-mediated transport. The record is from RefSeq and is a predicted model, not a curated record. The coding region runs from base 1 to 3666 and encodes 1221 amino acids. Gene Ontology annotation, molecular function: protein binding; structural molecule activity.